This is a messenger RNA of Pseudogymnoascus verrucosus, 1536 nucleotides long. RefSeq lists its product as uncharacterized. Bases 283 to 1452 code for a protein of 389 amino acids. Lineage: Eukaryota; Fungi; Ascomycota; Leotiomycetes; Thelebolales; Thelebolaceae. The record is from RefSeq and is a predicted model, not a curated record. Gene Ontology annotation, molecular function: protein binding. The transcript has 3 exons.
CUUUGCGUCCUCUGUUUAUCCUGCUCAGUCGUGCAAACACAUUUGGCAGCUUAUCUAUCUACUCCAGCUUGUUGUUUCGCCCGUCUGCACCUCUCUUGCUUACAACCCCAAAGGGACCCAACUUUCUGUUUCUUCUCCUGUUUACAACCUCGUCAAGCCACCUCAGGUUCACCAUCCAGCAGCAUCCAACAAGUCAUAAUUGGUGCUUGGGUCACCACGUUUUCAUUUUCACUCAGAAGCCACCAUCCCAUUCAAAACCUGUGGAUCCACACUAUUGCUACGAUGGACCAGAAAGGCAGCAACCAGAUUCGGGACUUCGAGUACGACAUUGGAAACUCGGACCAUAUUGAAUUUUUGCGAUUAGCCAACGAAGUUGGCUGCCUACCUCACGGCCCAGAUCAUCAUAUUUUGCAACGUGGAUUGGGAAGUCAAGGUCGUUACACUAUCGAUGCCCUCUUUCAAGGCGAAAGCUUCAAAGUAGUUCCGCUCCUCGCCAACAACUUUGAGCAUCAGCAUCUCAUCCACUCCGGGCUUUUUAUUAAAUUGUUCCCUACCACCUUUCUGGAUUACCUUAAAUACGGUUUGCACACUCGCGAAGUUUAUUUCUCUUUGGAAGACAGCAGCUCUAUUACGCUCCUUAUGCAGGGUGUUGAACAGGCUCUUCGUGAAGCUUUUGAUCCGUCAUCUACUCAAAUUGAAGUAUCCCCCAAGAAAAACUUCAGUCAGUUGAUGGGCCGGGAGACAGUGGAGAUAAUUGUUGGGGAAGGAGAGGAUGCAAAGGAAUUUGUGGUUCAUAAGGAGCUCCUCAUGGACAAGGUUUCCUUCUUCAAAAAGUUGUUUGACGGCGGGUUUCUUGAAUCGUCAGCGGUCUCGGCAACCCUACCUGAAGAUAACCCAGACGCAUUUGAAGUUUUCGUCGAAUGGGUCUAUUGCUCUACUGUGAAAUCUCUCCAUAGCGUGGGACGUUCUAAAUAUGAUCAGGCCGACCUGGCAAUCUCGACAGUUGUGCUUGCAGAGAAGUACAUGCUACCUGACCUUGGUGACUGUGCCAUGAGCUUUCUUGCCAAAAUCGGGGAGGAUUUGGUGCCAACAAUGUGUCAAAUGAGCACGCUCUACAACAAGACUCCAUUCACAUCAAAGGCACAUCUGUAUGCUGCGAGGACGGUUGCAUGGGCUUUGGUUAAACCAGAAACCAACGGAGUGUCUAAUGCUUCGAUACACGAUGCCUGCCAAGAUAGCGACUUGUUGCUCGACGCCAUCAAAGAAGUGAGAGGAACAUCUGGUCCCAGUCAUAAAAGUGCUCAUGACCAUUCAGUCUGUGACUACCACAAUCACCCCGAGAUGCUUCAAUGUCCGUACAAGGAGUAUGAACGGACUUCCAACGAUCAGAACGAGUGCUCGGACUACGACCGGAGCAUCAAACGGGGCAGGCACAACAGACGCGGCAGGUAAAUCUAACAAAAUAACCACAACCAGCACAGACAGCAUAGAUAGCAUAGAUAGCAUAGCUGCUAUAUGCAACUAAUUCAAUACAGA